Molecule: messenger RNA, 1686 nt
Organism: Cicer arietinum (chickpea)
Lineage: Eukaryota; Viridiplantae; Streptophyta; Magnoliopsida; Fabales; Fabaceae
Gene: CYP81E2
Product: isoflavone 2'-hydroxylase-like
Molecular function (GO): iron ion binding; oxidoreductase activity, acting on paired donors, with incorporation or reduction of molecular oxygen; monooxygenase activity
Source: RefSeq, marked provisional
AAUUACUCCCACAAAAGACUUUACUUUCAAACAUGGAAUACAACUUUCUUACCUACAUAAUUUUCCUUUCUCUUUUUCUCAUCACUACAAAAUUAUUAUUCUCCAAAAGAAAAUUCAAAAAACUUCCACCAUGCCCACCUUCGAUUCCUAUAAUUGGCAACCUCCAUCAAGUUAAACAACCAAUUCACCACACCUUUUACAAUCUCUCUAAAAAAUACGGUCCAAUUUUCACUCUUAAAUUUGGGUCUCAACCCGUAGUAGUUGUUUCUUCAGCAUCUCUUGUAGAAGAAUGUUUCACCAAAAACGACAUCAUUUUUGCAAAUCGUAUUCACUCGGCCAAAACCAAGUAUCUUGGCUACAACAACACAAACAUGGUUUCCACAUCGUACGGAGAUCUUUGGCGCAACUUGCGUCGUAUAAGUUCAAUUGAAAUACUCUCCACUCACCGUCUCAACUCCUUUUCGGAAAUCCGAAAAGACGAGACGAUGAGGUUGAUCGGAAAACUUGCUAAAAAAUCUCACAAAGAUUUCACAAAAGUUGAGCUUAGGUCCCUUUUUGGUGAGCUAACAUUUAACACUAUUAUGAGAAUGGUUUGUGGUAAACGAUUUUAUGGUGAAGAAUCCGAUGGAACAAAUGCUGAGGAGGCAAAGAAGUUUAGAGACAUGAUGAAUGAGAUGCAAGAGUUUGGGUUGGGGUCCAACCUUGGUGAUUUUGUGCCUUUAUUCAAGUUGUUUGAUUUUAGUGGUGGUCAUAAGAAGUUAAAAAAGGUUGGCGAGAAAAUGGAUGCACUUUUUCAAGGACUCGUUGACGAGCAUCGUAAUAACAAAGACAAAAAUUUGAAUACCAUGAUUGAUCAUCUACUUUCAUUGCAAGAAUCACAACCUGAUUAUUAUAGUGACCAAAUUAUCAAAGGGCUUAUUAUGGCAUUGAUAGUGGCUGGAACAGAAACUUCAUCUGUGACAUUAGAGUGGGCCAUGUCUAAUUUAUUAAACCAUCCAGAAAUUUUGGAAAAAGCAAAGAUUGAAUUGGACAAUCACAUUGGACAAGAGCACUUAAUUGAGGAAGCAGAAGCUACCAAAUUACAAUAUCUUCAAAACAUUAUCUCCGAGACUUUGCGGUUGCAUCCACCGGUAACAAUGUUGUUGCCACAUUUAUCAUCACACGAUUGUACUAUAGGAGGCUAUGAUGUGCCACGUAACACCAUGUUGAUGGUGAAUGCAUGGGCUAUUCAUAGGGAUCCAAAUUUGUGGGCUGACCCAAUGAGCUUUAAGCCCGAGAGGUUUGAGAAUGGUCAAGGGGACAUUGGUGGCUUUAUUCCUUUUGGGAUGGGGAGGCGGGCUUGUCCUGGGUCGGGCCUAGCCUUAAGAACAUUGGGCUUAACUUUGGGCUCGUUGAUUCAAUGCUUUGAGUGGAAAAGGAUUGGGAAGGAAGAAGUUGACAUGAGUGAAGGAAGCGGAACUGUGGUGCCCAAGGCCAUUCCAUUAGAGGCCCAAUGCAAAGCCCGACCAAUAAUCAACAAGAUUUUCAAUUAACAACCGUGUAUUAUUAGGCUUUUGAAUAAUGUUGCAGAAGUUGAGAAGUUUACUUUGGUGUCUUGAGGCUAUUCUAUUGAAUGAUACUUAUUAAAUUAAUUUUUGUAAAAGAUGUUAGUUUUUUUUUUUACUGAAAAAUGUUAUGUUGAAAAAA